AUCAGCAGCAGAAGCAGAAAGUUAAGACAUUAUUUGCAGACCAGACUGCAGAGGCUGGCAGGCAGGCACGGCACGGCACGGCACCUUUAAAAACAUUUGUUUUCGCUGCUCGACGGCAUAUUCAUGAUGUCUUUGGAACAAACAGCUUGUGAAGACUUGAAAGCUUUUGAGAGACGGCUCACGGAAGUCAUAUCAUGUCUUCAGCCAUCAACCACCAGGUGGAGAAUUUUGCUUGCUGUAGUAUCAAUUUGCACAGCAGUGGGAGCAUGGCACUGGCUAACAGACCCUAAUACAUCAGAAGUAUCUUUUACGCAGUCCUUAUUUAAUAAUCCUUUCUUCACUAUUUCAAGCAUCAUUCUCGUCUUCCUCUUCGUUCUUGGUAUCCAUAAGAGGGUAAUUGCUCCUUCUAUCAUCACAACUCGAACUAGACAGGUUCUAACCGAUUUCAACAUGUCAUGUGACGACACUGGGAAACUCAUCCUGAAACCUCGGCCGACAACAACAUAGUUUUAAUUGGCCAUUACUGAAGUAAGUCCUAAUGAAGGUAAAUCUAACAGUUUAUUCUCAAAAUUUAAAAUGUGCCAGAUUUUUUUGUUUGAGAUGUAACACUUUCAUACGUAGAUUAGAUUAUUUAUUAAAAAUUUUUAAUCUUAUGCUAAUAAUUUGACUUUGAAUAUUGUACAGUUGUUUAUUUCUUAAUGUUAACUUUUACAUUGGUAUCUUGUAUGUAUUGAUUAUUGUUGUAGUAAUCAACAUCAACUGUGAUAUCACCACUCCUACCCUUUAUGGGUUGUUUUAGUAUCUUUGGAUUUCAAGUUUUGAUAUUCCCUGGUUAAAAUUGUCCCUGAUUUGAACUUUGUAAUUACUAGAAUACAUGACCAAUCAUAUUGGUGAACUGAC
Frankliniella occidentalis (western flower thrips) is the source of this 900-nucleotide messenger RNA. RefSeq names its product nuclear envelope phosphatase-regulatory subunit 1 (gene Cnep1r2). The coding region runs from base 124 to 507 and encodes 127 amino acids. NCBI's taxonomy places the organism in Eukaryota, Metazoa, Arthropoda, Insecta, Thysanoptera, Thripidae. The record is from RefSeq and is a predicted model, not a curated record. The transcript is spliced from 4 exons. Gene Ontology annotation, cellular component: cytoplasm; Nem1-Spo7 phosphatase complex.